Molecule: messenger RNA, 1068 nt
Organism: Penicillium concentricum
Lineage: Eukaryota; Fungi; Ascomycota; Eurotiomycetes; Eurotiales; Aspergillaceae
Exons: 2
Coding region: 1-1068 (355 amino acids)
Source: RefSeq, a predicted model, not a curated record
AUGUCCCGUCAUACCAUGCCUCUCCCUCGCAUCCCAGACCUGAGUCUCCCGUCUUUUCGAGAGCUCGACGAGUCUAUCGAAGCCAACAGGCGCAACCAACCGAGCUCGCAUAUUUCUAACAAUACGUAUGAUGGAACAGAUAACAGUUCCUCGUCUUCGCCACAAAAUAUCAAUAACUUUCGCAACCCGUACCCACCCUAUCCUGCCAAUGGAUGGCUGGUCCCGCCUGACCCCAGCCAGAAUUUCCCGCGCCCCCAGCUCUCCCUGCGCCUGAAGGAAUCUCGGCCAUCGCCAAGCCCCACGCAGUCGACUCUCAGCUCCGCGCAGACGACACUCCGCGGGCCUCUAUCUCCAAGCGCCCCGAUAUCAUCAACCCCGGAGAAGGUCUCCCCCAAUCAAACUCGACAAAUCGUGUCAAACCGGCAGCCACCCAAUGAGCAGGUUCGCCGCCAAAGGGUCAACCGCAAUUCAGCCGCCAACCACCGAGCCCAGAGACGGCGAGUCGGCGUUCAUUUCUCAGAGGUGGCAGCGCACACCGCAAAGUGCGACGUAUGCAACAAACGCAACAAGAACGGCAUGGCUCGUUGCCAGUACUGUGGCUGGCAAAUCUGCCACAAAUGUCUGACCGACCGAAACGGAGACCGAACUCACGCUUCCUUUGGAGCUACUCAUGUCCCCGAGGGCGGCGGCGAUAUGCCAGUAUCUCUGCCAUCCGUGGAUGGGUAUCAAGACCGCCGAUCCUCCCAGUCAAUUGCAGUUAUGACGGCCGCGCAAACCCUGCUGGAUCUUGGAUCUUUCAGUAACGGAACUGCAACCCCUAGUGGCACAGGCGAUGUGGCAAGUAAGGCAACUAGACAGAAAGUGGCUGCACGCGGCCCGGGCUUGCAGCAGCAGGUUGAUGCUUUGUCCACUGAUUCUGAUAUGACAUUGUCGGUUGUUGGAGAAGAGGAGUGGCCUCAAGAUGAGUCUGAUUUUCCUAUUGGUGAGGACGGUCUGCCCCUUGGGUACGUCAUAACACGACGCAACCCUGCGCGUGCUGCAAGACCUUCUACGAAGAUGGCGGAGUAA